Hippocampus comes (tiger tail seahorse) is the source of this 6289-nucleotide messenger RNA. RefSeq names its product UDP-glucose glycoprotein glucosyltransferase 2 (gene uggt2). The transcript is spliced from 39 exons. Lineage: Eukaryota; Metazoa; Chordata; Actinopteri; Syngnathiformes; Syngnathidae. Gene Ontology annotation, cellular component: endoplasmic reticulum. The coding region runs from base 476 to 5044 and encodes 1522 amino acids. Gene Ontology annotation, biological process: ERAD pathway. The record is from RefSeq and is a predicted model, not a curated record. Gene Ontology annotation, molecular function: UDP-glucose:glycoprotein glucosyltransferase activity.
UAGAUGCCCAAAAAUAGACCGCGGAAGUCAUUGUAAUUGUAUUCGUGCGGUAGCGGUCAGGAUCAAUAACAUGGUGAGGGACAGAUUACAGCUACGAGUAAGAUAAUGGUUCGAACGUCCAACUUUACCGCAACAAGUUUGUAGAUAGCAAGUCCAACCACUCCAGACAUCUUAUUGUCGUAAUUUCACUUGUUCAAAGAUUAAAGUUUGUGAACUUGGACGUAAUAUGAGUUGUCUGGUUAGGUGCUAUGACUCUAUUUCGGCUGGUUCUCUCGGUGAGCAGUUGCGAUUUCUUUCGGCUCUUUUGCUAAAAUGACUACAUGUGUUUGACAUGCAACUGAGUUGAGGCUGUAACUUCAGUAACUACGUGGCACAAGACUGACUGACCGACAGACCGACCGACCGACACGUGAAAGGCGUGCUGGACUAUACCGCUUGCUCUCUGUGCAGGUUCAUACAACUUUAUGUUAAUACAAUGAAGAUGAGGAAUAUUAUCCUGCUUUCCCCGCUGCUACUUAUGAUCAUGCAACACACGGCAUCUGCAUCCAAAGGUGUCAUUGCAAGUCUUAAAGCCAAAUGGCACGCCACUCCUUUCCUUUUGGAGACAAGUGAAUUUAUUGGAGAGGAUGGCAAUGAGAAAUUCUGGCAAUUUGUUGACACUGUGAAAGAGCUCACCGUCUACAAGCAAGGAGAGUCUGUCCGCUCAUACUACAGCCUUAUCAUUAAAAAGGCCAACCAGUUCCUCACAGAGCUACAAGUGAACUUGCUGAAAUUCGCUCUUGCGCUGCGGUUCUACUCGCCAGCUGUUCACGCCUUCCAGCAGAUCGCCAGCGAUGAGCCGCCGCCUGAAGCUUGUCCAGCUUUUGUCUCCAUUCACGGCCAACACAGCUGCAGUACAAAGAACAUCAAGAAGCUUCUUAAAGCGGCCGCAGGCAGACCCCAUCCGUAUUUGUACAAGAACGAUCACAUAUAUCCUGGGGCUAAUAAAACAGACGUCCCAGUCGUGAUCCUGUAUGCUGAGAUCGGAACCAAGAAGUUCACAACCUUUCAUACCGUUCUGUCAGAGAAAGCUGAAGCGGGGGCUCUCACAUAUAUACUGCGUCAUUUUGUGGCGACUCCAAAGCAACAGAAGAUGCUUUUAUCAGGCUACGGCGUGGAGUUAGCAAUCAAAAGCACAGAGUAUAAGGCAGUGGACGAUACCCAAGUCAAAGAUGCAAAGACAAUCAUAAAGGCAGAGGAAGAAGAUAACGACGAAGUCCAAGGAUUCUAUUUUGGAACAUUGAAGAAAUCUCAUCCUGAACUCCAGGAGCAACUUGGUGAGCUUCGCAAGCAUCUACUGGACAGUACCAAUGAACUGGCCCCUCUCAAAGUGUGGGAGCUACAAGACCUCAGCUUUCAAGCAGCUGCUAGAGUCCUGUCCGUGCCAAAGUUUGGCGCCUUGAAGCUCAUGCGAGACCUCAGUCAAAAUUUUCCAAACAAGGCAAGAUCACUGACAAGAGUGGCUGUAAAGAGUGAGAUGAGAAAAGAAAUUGAAGAGAACCAAAAGCAUCUUAGUGAGACCAUUGGUGUUCAGCCAGGAGACGGGGAGCUCUUCAUAAAUGGUCUUCAUAUUGAUCUAGAUCUUCACGACCCUUUCAGCCUUUUGGAGAUCCUUAGAGGAGAGGCCAGGGUCUUGGAAGGUCUUCACAACCUCGGUGUAAAAGGAGAGCAUCAGUACACGCUGCUUCGAUUGCCUGUGAACCAUGUGGCUGACAGCUAUGCCUUAGAUAUCAGACAUCCAGCUAUAAUGUGGAUGAAUGACAUUGAGAAUGACCCAAUGUACAGCAGCUGGCCAGCAGGUGUCGAGGAGCUGCUGAGAACAACCUUCCCAGGAGUCAUCCGACAGAUCAGACGGAAUUUCUUCAACCUGGUUCUGUUCCUCGAUCCGGAAGAGGAGAAAAGUGUCGAGCUCGUGAAACUUGCCGGGCUCUUCUACAAACACAAGAUCCCCUUGAGAAUUGGAUAUGUGUUUGUUGUCAACACCAAAGAUGAGAUUGAUGGCUUCUCGAAUGCGGGGGUUGGCUUUUACCGACUCGUGAAUUACAUCGCAGACGAGUAUGAUUUAUCCCAGGCCCUGAUAUCCAUGGCCUCAUUGUACAACAGAGUCAAUGAAGGGGAAACGUUGACGGCUGACACAAUCAUUGCUUUCCUGAAAAGCAAAUUCCCGAAAGCCAACACUGAAAGGAUCCUUGGUGCCAAAUCGGAGUAUGAUGGCAGAAGAACGGAUGGCACCCUUUUUUACAAAAAGAGUGGCCUGGGUGCCCUUCCGCUGGCAUUAUUUAACGGCGUCCCCCUGAGCCCAGAUGAGAUGGAGCCGGCUGAGCUGGAGAGCAUCAUCCUGCAGCACAUAAUGGACUCCACUACUGCCUUCCAGAAAGCUGUUUUCAUGGGUCACUUGACUGAGGGAACAAAUGUGAUGGAUUACCUAAUGGAGCAAGCCAACGUGGUACCCAGAAUGAAUCCAUUUAUUCUAAGUACAGAUCGGAAGUACCUGGACUUCACUUCCUCUCCAGUUGUCAGUGACUGGGAGGAUGCAACUAUGUUUUCAUUUCUGGACUCCAGAGACAAGACUGCUGUGAUGGCUAAUAGAAUGAAAUACCUGACUAAAAAUGAUGAGGACGGGAUGAGCGCUGUGACCAUGUGGAUUGUCGGAGAUUUUCAGAAAGCCUCGGGAAGAAAAUUGUUGCUUGCUGCGCUAAAACAUUUGAGUACCAGCCCUGGAGUGCGUGUGGGGGUGAUGGAUAAUCCCAGCGGAAGGCCCAGCGAAGAUAACACGGCCGUGUACCGGGCUAUCUGGGCUUCGAUCCUCACCCAAAAGAAUAAAUCCGCAGUUGAGUUUGUGCAAAAACUUGCGAGGGAAGAAAGUUACCAGCUCCUCCUGCAGGGGACCAAGAUGAAGGACUUGCUGCUGCAGGGGAUGAACACAGAUGCCUUUGAGAAGAAGUUCAACACACUCGAAGUAGAUUUCAUCCGCAGUCAGCAGCUCUUCUGCCGCGAUGUCCUGAAACUGAGUCCUGGACAGAGAGCAGUCAUCAGCAAUGGCAGGAUCCUCGGGCCACUCGAUGAGCAAGAGGAAUUCACUGCAGAGGAUUUCCAAUUGCUGGACAAGAUUACUCGGAGCAGCUCUGCUGAGAAAGUCAAAGCCCAAGUUAAACUGAUGGGGAUGAAGCCAAAGCAUGGCAGCAACCUAGUCAUGAAAGUCGACGCCCUGUUGGCUGCAGCGCCCAAGGCAGAGAUCCGAAGGGAUGUGAAAUUUCUCAAAGAGAGCCACAGCGUGCUGCAGCUCUCACCCCGUGAAAACGAGGUGUUCUUUGAUGUGGUGGCCAUUGUUGACCCACUUACCAGGGCAGCGCAGAAGAUGUCCCCCUUGCUGAUUGUGCUCAGUCAAGUGGUCAACUUAAGGCUGCGGUUGUUCAUGAAUUGCAGGGCCAAGUUGUCCGAGAUGCCCCUCAAGAGCUUUUACUCUUAUGUUUUGGAGUCUGAUGUCACCUUCUUGGCCAACGACACGAUGUCUGCCGGUCCGAUGGCCCGCUUCACGGAGCUCGCCGAAACUCCACUUCUCACCCUUAAUAUGAUAACACCAGAAGGCUGGAUGGUGCAAGCCCUCCGCAGCCCCCAUGACUUGGAUAACAUCCACCUUCAGGAGGUGAGUGGGACCGUGACGGCAGAGUAUGAGCUUGAGCAUCUCCUGCUCGAAGGCCACUGUUUCGACUUGUCGACCGGCCAGCCUCCUCGUGGACUGCAGUUUACCCUGGGCAUGAGUCGAGACCCUAUCAUGUAUGAUACCAUCGUCAUGGCUAACCUGGGGUAUUUCCAACUAAAAGCCAAUCCUGGUGCCUGGCUGCUCAAGCUGCGGAACGGACGAUCAGAGGACAUCUACCAGAUUCUGUCGCACGAUGGAACCGAUUCCCCAGCAAAUAACGGUGACGUUGUUGUGUUGCUGAAUAGCUUCCACAGUAAGAUCAUUAAAGUCCGGGUGCAGAAAAAGGCAGAGAAGAUGAAUGAAGAUCUUUUAAGUGAAACAAGUGAAAGCAAAGGCCUAUGGGACUCCAUUACAAGCAUCGCUGGACGUGGCCCCAAGAAGGAUGAAGGCGAAAAGAAGGAAGACGUUCUAAACAUAUUUUCAGUCGCCUCCGGUCAUCUGUAUGAGCGCUUUCUGCGGAUCAUGAUGCUCUCCCUCCUUCGCCACACCAAAACGCCCGUCAAGUUCUGGUUUCUCAAAAAUUACCUCUCCCCUUCGUUCAAGGAGACCAUCUCCCACAUGGCGGAGGCCUACGGCUUCCAGUACGAACUCGUGCAAUACAAGUGGCCACGCUGGCUCCACCAGCAGACUGAGAAGCAGCGCAUCAUCUGGGGCUACAAAAUCCUCUUCCUGGACGUCCUCUUCCCCCUGGCUGUGGACAAGAUCAUCUUUGUGGAUGCCGACCAAAUAGUUCGAGCAGAUCUGAAGGAGUUGCGAGAUCUAGACCUGGAGGGAGCUCCCUAUGGCUACACACCUUUUUGUGACAGCCGGACAGAAAUGGACGGCUAUCGCUUUUGGAAAAGCGGCUACUGGGCGUCGCAUCUGGGUCACAGGAAAUACCACAUCAGUGCGCUCUACGUGGUUGAUUUGAAGAAGUUCCGAAAGAUUGCGGCUGGCGACAGACUGCGAGGACAGUACCAAGCACUGAGCCAGGACCCAAAUAGUCUGUCAAACCUUGACCAGGACCUUCCCAACAACAUGAUCCACCAGGUGGCCAUCAAGUCUCUCCCACAGGAGUGGCUGUGGUGUGAGACGUGGUGUAACGACGCCUCCAAAGUGGCAGCCAAGACCAUCGACCUGUGCAAUAAUCCCAAAACCAAAGAGCCCAAAUUGUCGGCGGCGGCAAGGAUUGUGCCCGAGUGGGUCGACUACGACAACGAAAUCAAGCAGCUGCUCAAAGGAGUUAGUCGGCGGGACAAUGCCUCGACGUCUAAAGGGACGCCGUUGCAACAAAAUGGAGGCCAAAAGCGCGAUGAACUUUAGCAAACGGUUCAAAUGAGGACACCUGAAGUCAGACGAUUGCAUGCACACACGGGAUUUAUGUGGGAUAUUUGCCACGUGUGCUCCGGCAGUCACUUUGCACCAUCCACGCCUGACGUGUUCAAAUAACCAAGAGGGACAUCUCUACUGGCACACUUGGAAGAAUGAAGGAGAGUAAAAUGAGGGAGAUCAGGUUUGUGUUGACAUACAUUGCACUGAAAUCCUGUCUUAUUAUUUCAUAUAAUAUUUAAAAAGUGGUUUUUACAGUGUUAGAAAAUGCUCACGGUAGCACAAGGUCCAUCAGUUCAUCAUCAGUCAAGCCGUCCAUUAGAUUGACCAUUGUAGCUUCACUACGUUGACCAUGACGUGGAAAAAUAGGAAAGUUAUGAGUCAUGUUUUAAAAUUUAAUUUUUUGCCGUGAACAUGUAAAGAUUUUCACACAACGCAACAGUCCAGAAAGACCAACUCUUUCAAGAGAGUUGUGAGGUCCAGUGGUGCCUUGAGUUGACUUUGUUCCAUGUUCCACGCUUGUAACCAACAAUUUUUGCUUCAAUUCGACUGACAUUGUGAUGUUCCUUCUGGUGUCCGCGUCAUGGGGGAACACCCUACAGAUAUACAGUACAUGGAGAUGGUCAUAGCUCCUCAGUAAGCCGCAGUAUUAGCGACUCUUUUCAGAGGAUAAAUAAUACAUGACUGGAAGUAUUUCAUCUAUACGGACAUUGCUGCACUGUUUAUGUUCAAAUAUCCAUUGCUGAAAGAGUUAGAACACCACCACAUAGUUGCCAUUCACUAGCAGUCUAUGGCGUUUUCUGUUGUGUGUUAGUAUGAAGCUAGCUGAUCUAAGGUAAUGCAGUUGUUUUAAAUACAUGUGCAUCAUGUGAUUCUCUUCGUUUUAUGUUUAGUUUGACAGUAAACUUCAACUGGGAGUGACAAUGAGACGUUUCAAGCCUUUUUUUUUUUAAAGAAUUGUUUACUGUCUGCCAAAUUUCUGCUUGCUAUGAAGUGAAUUGAGUUCACUGCCACGAUUCAGCAAUGUACUUUAAAAAAAAGUAUUUUAACGUUUGGAUUUUUUACUGAACUUUGUAGUUGACUUUUGUGAAUUUGUGAAAUGCUUUCAAAGUAUUUUUUUCAUAUUAUAUAAAUGUAAAAAUUGGAAAUAUACAUGUUUAUUCUUGGAAAAUUUAUGUUGCCCCCCUCCCCCCCCACCCCUCUCCAUAAUACUCAAUUACAACUUUUCUCCCAAAAUGA